Molecule: messenger RNA, 4445 nt
Organism: Psylliodes chrysocephalus
Lineage: Eukaryota; Metazoa; Arthropoda; Insecta; Coleoptera; Chrysomelidae
Source: the annotation of a GenBank genome assembly
AUUUGCGCUAUACUGUAUAAUUUUCAUUUAAAUUUUACAUUGUCUCUUUUUUUUUUCAGGAAGGUGAUAGGCUCUACGUAGGUGCUCCGGGGAGCUACUACUGGCAAGGCCAAAUGUAUUCCAUAGAUGCGCACGCUCACUUUAACUAUACGCCUGGAUUUUUUGGAAAUUACGGCUACGGCGCCAAAGGUUCUGUUCACCAACAAAGUUUAGAAAAUAGACCAGCAGUGUUUUCUACAAGAGAAGGAAAAGCGCCUGAUGAUGAUUCUUAUAUUGGAUAUUCAACUGUUGUGGGACAUUUCAAAAAAGGGGAACAGUACGAAGGCAUAGCAGUUGGGAUGCCAAGAGGAAAUAAGUUGAAAGGAAAGGUACUGCUUUUUACUUGGAAUCUAAUCAACUAUAAGAAUAUCACAAUCAGCCAGCAGAUCGGAUCAUAUUUUGGAUACUCCAUAGCAGCUGCAGAUGUCGAUGGCGAUAAUAAACUGGACCUAAUAGUUGGUGCCCCAAUGCACACGGAAGCUAAUACAGAAGACAAAUACGACGUUGGAAGAGUAUAUGUUUUUUACCAAACUGACAACUUUACUGAGAGCUUCAAUACCUCACAUUUCAUAGAUGGUAUCAAUUCCAGAGGAAGGUUUGGGCACGCUCUAAGUUCGUUAGGAGAUGUUAACCAAGAUGGUUAUGAUGAUUUUGCUGUUGGUGCUCCAUACGAUGGUCCACAUGGUAGAGGUGCAGUUUAUAUCUUCUAUGGAUCCGCAGCUGGCAUUAGGCAAAAAUACGGGCAGGUUAUUUACGCUGAAGAUAUCACAGGUGUUAGACAAUAUCUAACAACAUUUGGAUUUUCCCUAGCUGGGGGCCUAGAUUUAGAUAAUAAUGAAUAUCCAGAUAUGGCCGUUGGAGCUUAUUUGUCUGAUUCUGCUUUUUUCUUUAGGGCACGACCAGUGGUUUUCAUCGAUAGCUACGUCGAAUUUAAGACACAAAACAAGAAAAUUGAUAUAAAGCAAAAGAACUGUCUUCUACCGAAUGGAGAAGAUGGAACAUGUACAUCAAUCGCUUUCUGUAUAAAAUAUCGUGGUAAAGGAAUUCCAGAUCAACUUUCUUUAAAUGUUGAAUACAUAUUAGACACCAUGGCAAAAGUUCAUCGGAUGGGUUUCAAAUCACAUGGCAGUCACACGUUCAACAGAACAAUUAUCCUGCGGAAAGAUGGCGCCGAAAGUUGCAAAACAGAAGAAAUUUAUAUGAGAAACGAAAUAAAGGACAAACUGACACCGCUUGAAGCCGAAGUUAAAUUUUAUAUGAUUGAAGACAAUUCUUAUGAACAAUUAAGAAAUCCAUUGUCUCAAUUAAAACCAGUUUUGGACUUGAAUAAUCCACCUUCUAGGACAGAUGCGAUAAUGAUUCAGAAUAAUUGUGGAGACGAUAAUAUUUGUAUACCAAAUCUUCAUGUCAACGUUACUUCAAACGUCAAAGAAUAUCUACUGAAUUCUAACACCACCCUGGAAUUUGAUGUAAUCGUUUCUAAUUUUGGGGAAGAUUCUUUUGAAACGACAUUUGUUAUGACAUAUCCAACAAAUGGAAUAUUUUAUAAGAGAAGUGAAAUCAAAAUACCUGGCUUGAUCUGUACUGAAUCCACCAACAAGACGGUCGUCUGCGACAUUGGAAAUCCUUUACCUAGUGGAAAAAUCGCCAGCUUCAAGGUUUUCUUUCAACCCUACCACAAAGGAGGUUCCCCCAAUCACAGCUAUCAUUUUGACAUUUUAGUUAAUAGUUCAAAUCCGGAACCUCUAUCUACAUUUGAGGAUAAUAAAAAACACAUAGAAAUUGAGAUUUGGAUUGAUGCAACUAUCGAUAUUAAAGGUCAAACAUACUCUUCUCUUCAACCUCUGUCGCAUUAUAACAACACUAUAUUCAAGGGAUCCAUAAAGGAUGUGAGAAAAGAGACAGAGAUUGGCCCGCAAGUGACUCAUGUCUAUUUUCUGACGAACCAGGGUCCUUCCCAAAUUCAACGAGCAGAAGUAUUCCUCCUUUGGCCUUUGACCACUCUCGGUGAUGAAGAUCUGCUAUACCUUCUGGAGCAACCCAUUACCAAAGGCAACGUUAAGUGCGAUUGGUCGCCGUUGGUCAAUUACAGAAAGUUGGAAUUGGAAUCCUACAAUAAUACAAUCUGGGAACGUCUGAAAAUCGACGUUUCAGCAUUUAAUGGUGGUACUGCGAGCGCGCACAAGAAAGAUAAAAAUGAAGGAGUUAUUGAAACAGAUCAUGAAUUUAAUAGUGGUGGUACGAGUGGCGAAGCCAUAGAAACAAACAGUGGCAUCGAUAGUGGUAUUGGCGUUGUUAAUAAAAAUCAAGACAAACUCGACAAGGAAAUUAAACAAUCAGGUGGAGAUUCUUCUAGUGUUAUUCAAGAUCGUCACAAUGAAACAAGCGAACACAUGCGGAGCUGGGGAACUUUAAAUCCACAUGGAGAGUACGAAUAUACAGUCAGCAAAUAUUUUAUUACUUAUGAAAACGGUGAACCAGUGACAAAAUGGGAAAACACAACCACAAUCAGAGACGCUCAAGGCAACAUUUUACGCACCUUGUACUACAACGACAACACAGGGUCCCAUAGCGGAAGCCAGUUGGACUCUCUGAACUAUAAAAUUGGUCUUAAACAAGGAGAAUAUGAACACAAAACUGCGAAAUGGUUUACAACGUACGUCAAUGGUGAAGCAAUCACGAGGUGGGAGAAUAAGACAGUCGUUACAGAUUUGAAUGGAAAUGUUCUAAGAAGUUACGUAUGGGAUGAUUAUACUGGGGAGUAUAGAUUAGAAACAGGCACAUCUGGUUCCAACAUAAACGCCAUCCAAGAAGAACUUCGCAGAAAACAACAACAAGAAAGAAUAGAAGAAGAAAGGAGGCAAGAGCUAUUUAGACAAGAACGCAUCCGUCAAGCAGAAGAAGCUAAAAGAUUGGAAGAACGCAAAAAAAUAGAAGAACAAAAUAGGCGAACACUAGAAGAACGGAGACAGGAGGAAGUGCGCAGAAGACAGGAAGCGAUUCGUAAAGAAGAAGAAAAGAAGAGGGAAGAGGAGAGAAUUAGAUUAGAAGAGAGGAAAAGGGCCGAGGAACGAAGGAUAGAGGAGGAAGAAAGAAGAAGAACUGAAGAAUGGCGCAGAGAAGAGGAGAGAAGGCGGUUAGAAGAAAGCAGUAGACCAGCAGGUUCGAGAUAUCCAGAUAAUAGGUAUGAUGAAGAGAGACGAAGGGAAGAAGAACGUCGCAGGCAAGAUGAAAUACGUCGUGAACAAAUUAGAUUAACAGAAGAAAGAAGAAGACAAGAGCAAUGGCGAAAACAACAGGAAGAGCAAAGGAGAAUCGAAGAGGAACGAAUCAGAGUUGAAGAAGAAAAAAGGAGGAUCGAGGAAGAACGCAGAAGACAGCAAGUAGGAGGAGAAAGCAACAAUAAUUGGUCAGAAGAAAGGAGGUAUUAUGAAGAAAAAAGAAGACUAGCAGGGCAAGGUGGCAGUAUUGAUAAUAAGCGAGUGGUAACAGGUUAUUUUGAUGAAAAUGGUAUUUUCCAUGGAAAUCCAAAUGAAUUCGUCUUUAAUAAGACCGUUGUCGUAGAAUCAAGUACUUCAUUCCCAAUAGAUAUUUCCGGUGGAGAAACGCAUACUUUCGGAGGCAGAGAAGGUAAUUUAAAUGACCUUGGAACAGGUUUUACGAUACAAACAUUAGAUUUGGGAGGUGGACGUGGUUCGUCAUAUAAUAGGGGAUCUUCAAGGAGUGGAGCUUCAGGUAGUGGAUCUAGACAAGAUGGACAAGGUUCAGGAAGUGGUCAAGGAGGUUACACACGGGACUGGCAUACAGAAGGCGGUUACUCGACUAGUGGUCAAAUCCCACCUACAUUCAUACACAACAGCAUAGACAGAGAUAAUGUACCAACGGACAAUCAAUUUAGGUCGACUAGAUCAAAAAGACAAAUUACCAAUAAUCCUUAUGAAGACAUUCAAGCGCUUGUUAAGUGUAACGCCACUAAAUGCAUCUAUAUUAGAUGUGUCGUAGGAGCCUUAGGAAGAGAUGACGAUGUUUUAAUUGCUCUGAGAUCUAGAUUAAACGUUAGAGGACUUAAAGACCUCGCUGACAGUAACCAAGCAAUAACAUUGUCGUCCAAGAUGGUUGCAGCUAUUUCAGAAUUGCCCUACGUCGAUCCGAUUAAAAAAGAAAAACAAGUUUGGAAGCAACGCGAGUUAUUCACAGAAGUACCAGCGAAAGAGGCUGAAUUGGUACCAGAAGUGGCACCGUUGUGGCUUUAUAUAGUAUCUGCUGUCGCCGGUAUCGUAAUGUUGCUACUACUCAUUUGGCUUCUAAGCAAGUGCGGCUUCUUCAAAAGAAACAGGCCUUCAUCUGGUCCUGAAAGACAGCCAUUAAAUAGGAAUGGAUAUCAUAGUGGAGAUGAAGCGUUGUAG